AUGGAUCAGGUUCGAAAAGCGCAGGCCGUCUUAUUUAUUGUCAUCUACAAUAUGCUUCUGGCAUUUGUUGCAUUUGGCUUCAAUUUCUGGCGGGAUGUCUCGAGGAACUUCAGGACAGACGAAUAUAAUGUAAGGUUAAGCGAUAUGAAUAAUUUUUGAUUUUCAUGUCUUACAAGGGAGUUUCCGUGUUACGCAAAUCCCUUGUAAAGCCGGAGUUGGACGAUUGGGGAAACCGAAAAGUAUUAUUUUUCUUCCAUGCAAGUGUCGAAAUUAGGAUAAUCGAGAGUGCUGAUUUCGAAAAUGACAUUCAUUCUCUUGAUCCUUAUUUUUUUAAGUAGCACUGUAAGGUAGUAAUUUUUUGAUUUUUUUACAAAUACUCGAUUUGGGACACCAUCGAAAACCCCCAAAUCGGGUAUUCAUUGAAAAAAAACUAAAAUUUACUGCUUCACAGUUCUACUUAUAAACAAAAAUAACCAUCAAAUAAAACUAAUGACAUUUUCGAAAUCAGCACCCUCGAUUAUCCUAAUUUCGACACUUGCAUCAAAGAAAAAUCAUACUUUUUGGUUUCCCCAAUCGUACUUUCCCCAAUCGUCCCAGUUCCUUCUAAAGCAUGCUGUCGAAAAACAAAAAAAUUUAACUCGAAUAUUUUUAGGGUCGAUAUUUAUUUUGUCUCCAAAUCCUGGUCAACACGAUCGCUUCCAUCACCGCCUUACUGUGGCUACAUUACUUUCUGAAAAACAAAACCUUCAAAUUCUCAAGGCCAUCGACAUUGCAGAUCGUCCUUGGUAAGGAAACUUGUUACUUUUUUUACAUUGUAUUAGAAGAUGGAUUACAAAACAGAAGAUGAUAUUACAACUAUCUUGAUUUCAGGCCUUAUCCGGGUAUCUGGCCCAUUGAUCGUUGCCAUAACUUUCUUCAUUCUGCACGAUGUUGAUCCACUUUUCGUGAAAGUCGCUACUUGGUUUCUUGUUCUCUUUUUUGUUCAACUAUCUCUAGCUGUUUUCCUGACUCUUCGAUUUAUUUGUAAAGAUGAGUGA
Molecule: messenger RNA, 1037 nt
Organism: Bursaphelenchus xylophilus (pine wood nematode)
Lineage: Eukaryota; Metazoa; Nematoda; Chromadorea; Rhabditida; Aphelenchoididae
Source: the annotation of a GenBank genome assembly